AUGGGACAGAACCAGAAUUCGCUCUUGAAUUCCUUGGGCAGCACUGCUCAGCACAGUUACUUUUCACUUCGCGCUGGCUUGCGGGUCACGGAGCGGGCAAAGAACCGGGAACCGCCGGGGUGCAGCGCUUUUUAUGGAGAAAUCAAUGACUCAGCCAACCAUAAGAUGUUUUCGUUUCACAGUGGACGCAUCCAGAUUUCUUGUAAAUACCCCGAGACCGUCCAACAGCUCAAAAUGAAAUUAUUGAAAGGGAGAGAAGUUCUCUGUGAGCUCACCAAAACCAAGGGAAAGGGAGACGGGGUGUCUAUCAAGAAUCCGAAGUUGUGUCCAUAUGAGAUGUCCAACAGCAGUGUUUCCUUUUUCCUAAACAACCUGUACAGUUCUCAGGGCAGCUAUUACUACUGUAGCCUGUCGAUUUUUGAGCCACCUCCUUUUCAAGAAAAGAUCUUUGGUGGAGAAUAUUUGUAUAUUUACGAAUCACAGCUCUGCUGCCAGCUGAAGCUCUGGUUGCCCGUAGGGUGUGCAGCUUUUAUUGUGGUAUACAUUUUUGGAUGCAUAUUUAUCUUCCGGUUUGCAAAAAAGAAGUACGGAUCCAGCGUGCAUGACCCCAAUAGUGAAUACAUGUUCAUGGCAGCAGUCAACACAGCCAAAAAGUCUAGACUUGCAGGUAUAGAUUCCCUUUGGGGUGGGAGCUCGCCCUCAUCACUGAACUGGGUUCAGAAAAAAGCCGUUCUCAAGUCUUCAGAGAAAGCUAGAGGCAGGAAGGCAGAGUGA
Molecule: messenger RNA, 774 nt
Organism: Peromyscus eremicus (cactus mouse)
Lineage: Eukaryota; Metazoa; Chordata; Mammalia; Rodentia; Cricetidae
Gene: Icos
Product: inducible T cell costimulator
Exons: 5
Coding region: 1-774 (257 amino acids)
Biological process (GO): T cell costimulation; cell-cell adhesion; T cell tolerance induction
Source: RefSeq, a predicted model, not a curated record